CAGGCGGACUAACGCGUGAACCUGAGUCUGCCAAUCAGAGAGCACAAUGGUCCUUGCUACCCGCCUAUUUACCUGGGAGCCAAUCUCCUGUCCCGGCGCGGAGUCCGCUGAGAAUUCAAAGCGGCCAGAGAAAUUGGCCGGGGGAAGGUGAACGGGAGCCAGACGCUGAGGAAGAUGGAGGCGCCUGCGACUGAAGCGGAGGCAGCGGCCCUAAAGGUCUUGGCUGAGCUGAACGCCAUCCUGGAACCUGUAGGCUUGCAGGAGGAGGCAGAGCUGCCCUCAGAGAUCCUGGCUGAGUUUGUGAUGGACUCACGGAAGAAGGAUAAGCUGCUGUGUAACCAGCUACAGGUAUUGGACUUCCUGCAGGGCUUCCUAGUGCACGAGGACACUGCCCAGGGUCUGGACCCCUUGGCUUCUGAAGACAUGAGCCGGCAAAAGGCGAUUGAAGCCAAGGAGCACUGGAAAGAGCUGAAGGCUACCUAUCAAGAGCAUGUGGAGGCUAUCACAAGUGCCCUGACGCAGGCCCUGCCUCAGAUGGAGGAGGCCCAAAGGAAGCGGGCACAGCUCCAGGAGGCCCUUGGGCAGCUCCAGACCAAGAAGCAAGUGGCCAUGGAGAAACUCAGAGAAGCCCAGAAGCAGUGGCAGCUGCAACAGGAGAAGCGUCUGCAGCAUCUGGCAGAAGUAAGGGAUCGUCAGAGAGGAACUCAGCAGGAGGUCGAGCAGCUGCGUCAGGAACUCAGAAGCCUGAAGUAUCAGGCAGAGCAGGAGCAGGACAAGCUGCAGAGACACCAGGCCUUCCUCCAGCUGUUAUACACCCUGCAGAAUAAAAUGCAGUUGCCUGAGGCAGAGGUAGAGCUGCAGCCAUUGCAGAAGCUGCCCUUCCACCUGGAUCUCCCUGAAGAUAAGCCCCAACAACCAUCUAGGCCCCAGGAGCAGAAAACCGGGGACAACAUGUGAGGAAAAAGGGUUAUGAUGUCCCAGGUGAAUGAGGGACAAGACAAUGGGCAGGUAGGGGACAAACUGGAAGCUAGGCCUCACCUUCUUCCUAUACCGUGCCUCCCCAAGGCCAGUGGCACACAACCUGCUCACAUAUGAGCUUGCCACAGCUCCUUGGGAGCCAGCAGCAUGAGAAAGGAUCACAGAGCAGGUCAGACCCCAACUCAGACCCCAGACUCCUGGUAUGGAAGGAAGGAAGGCCUUUGGUCUGUCUCUCUGGAUUUGAGUUCUGCUGCUUAUAGGGGAGAGGUGGGGAGGGAUGAGCUUAUGUUACACAGUUGAAGUUUAGCUCAUCUCCAUGCCCACUUGCUCUGAGCUAACCCCUUUCUUCUUCCUCAACUCUUCCCUUGGCCCCACUCAUUGCAGAAUGGACUCUGAUCUCUUCAACACAACUGAUUUCUGAGCAUGACACAGGUGGAGUCUUACUGUAUAUCCUGUAGAUUAAAAACCCUGGAUGUCUCUCAGGUGCAUGUUUCUCUGUUCACUUCUAAUACUGUACCCUGCCAUAAAAAGAAAGGCUAUCUUCUGCUACUGUUUAUUUCCAAUAGUGAUAAACUUGUAUUUUUUGCAGCACUGGUGAUCAAUGACGGUCUUGAAUGUCCCUGAAAAUAGAUCUCUUCUUCCCUGUGCUAUCGUUACAUAUUCAUAUAAAAUUGGGAUUGUAUAUUUUACCAAGGUGGUAUUGGUUGUUUUCGUGAACUUGUUCUUCUAAACAGGAAUAGAACAAGUGUCUACAAAGAUGUAUAGAAUUAUUAGUCAUAAAUAACACCUGAGAAGUUUCUGCUAACUUUGAAAAUGGACUUACUAGCUAGCUUCACACAAUGUUAACUUUCUCCUUUUUGUGAGCCUCUCUGUGAUUAAUACACCCCAUUCCUGUUUUUAUGCAACUUGUUGUAUUAAAACCUUUAUGUCUCGUCUUAGAGCCAAAUACCAUAAAUUUUGAAAUGAAUGUAUGAAAUUAAAUAAACUGAUUUCAUUAUUA
Loxodonta africana (African savanna elephant) is the source of this 1978-nucleotide messenger RNA. RefSeq names its product ZW10 interacting kinetochore protein (gene ZWINT). The transcript is spliced from 7 exons. Gene Ontology annotation, cellular component: kinetochore. The record is from RefSeq and is a predicted model, not a curated record. Gene Ontology annotation, biological process: mitotic cell cycle checkpoint signaling. Lineage: Eukaryota; Metazoa; Chordata; Mammalia; Proboscidea; Elephantidae. Bases 175 to 957 code for a protein of 260 amino acids.